Molecule: messenger RNA, 4124 nt
Organism: Biomphalaria glabrata
Lineage: Eukaryota; Metazoa; Mollusca; Gastropoda; Planorbidae
Product: cytoplasmic dynein 2 intermediate chain 1-like
Exons: 34
Coding region: 102-3260 (1052 amino acids)
Biological process (GO): intraciliary transport
Cellular component (GO): cytoplasmic dynein complex
Molecular function (GO): dynein light chain binding; dynein heavy chain binding
Source: RefSeq, a predicted model, not a curated record
UAGACAUACCUUUGUUGAAAUAUGGCGGCGUUAGAGAUAGAAAACACAAAUAAAAUAUAAUUCGUGUGAAUUUAUAAUACGUCUUAACAUCUGGGCAUAACAUGCCUUCUGAAAAUCGCAGACCAAAAGAUGAUACCUGGACAUCAGCUGAAUUAAAUCGAGCUUUAAAGGGCUCAAAAGAUGAUUCUCAUCGUACCAAAAAGUCAAGAGAAGAUGGGGAACGCAGACACCACCGUGAUGAAAGAAAAGGUUCAGAUCAUGUUAAGGAUGAAGGGAAAAGAUCAAUCAGACAGGAUGAGGAUGAGAGGAAGAGUAAGAAGCACAGAGAGAGGGGGGACUCUGAUGACAAAGUGGAAUUAACAGAAGCUGCUGCCAUACCUGAAGAUAGAGAUCGGCUUCGUCAGGAAAGAAGAUCAAAAAGGGAAGGAGGAGGAACAGAGGAGAAACAUCCCAGGGUAAAAGAGAGCAAACCUAACAACAAAACUGCAGACAAGGAUGAGGAUAGGAAAAAACACCACCGUGACAGAGAUGAGGACAGAAAGAGACAUGAACGUGACAGAGAUGAGGAAAGAGAGAGUAGAAAGAGACUCGCUGAAGAGGAGGAAUCUGUCAAACACAAAAAAGACAGAGACAGAGAACGGAGGCAAUAUGAAAAGGAGAAAGAAAGAGCUCGUCAAGAGGAAGAAGAAAAGAGUCACAGGCGUCACAAGGUGGAUGAUGGAAAUGAUGGUAAAAAACGAAGACACAAAGAAGAGGCAUCUUCCAGGCACCAGGAGGGCAGUGAGAGACAACACAGACCUAAAGACUUGGAAGAAGAUGAGGAUGAAAGAGAAAGAAGACGACAGGAAAGAAGAGAGAGGCAUGAAAGAGAAAAAGCAAAAGAGAAAAGCAAAGACAAAGAAAGGGAAAUACAUAAAGACAGACGCAGAGAGACAGAAAGGGAGAAGUCUACAGAAAGAAAAAAAGAGAGAGCUAAGGAAAAAGACAAAGAAAGGGACAGAACCUAUGAUAUUGAAAAGGACAGAAAACAUGACAGAGAAGGUGGCACUCAGAGAAAGUCAGGAUCUAAAGGGACAGAUGAUCAAAAGCCUUCUAGAAAAGACAAACCUGAAGAUCAGGAUUCAGAGAAAAGGAGAAGUAAACAUCAUGAGGUUGAAGAGAAACAAAGUCAGCCUAGUGAGGAAGAGAAGGAUGAUUACAAUUAUGAGGAAGACUUUGAGGAUUAUGAUGAUGAUUUUGAAGAUGACACUCAGGAUGAUGAUGAUGAUGAUGAAGAAGAUGAAAGUCCACACCAGAGAACUGGUGGAGAAAUGGAAGAAGUUCUUCGAGCUCUUGAUGAGGAGAAUCACAGAGUAGCAUCAUCAACAUCACGACGCUCUGAUCUUUCAGAAUCAAAUGACCGUUCAGACGAUUAUACCAAAGAUGAAUUACCAUCCAGAUCAUCAAAACCCAGAGCAUUUAUAAACUUUGUGUCUGCCAAGCAAAAAGUAAUCAACAGGACAGGCAAAGCUUGGAAAAGAUAUGAAGACCUGUCAAAACUUAUAGAGUUGGAUGUUUCCAAGUAUGAGAUGUUUGACUUGCCUCCUGUUAAAGAAUAUGACCUCUACAUACGAAGCUUUGGCCGAUCUGAUACCAGGCAGGCUUAUGUACAAACUAGAGAUGAUGACAUAGACAGAGACAUACAAACAGAAGAUGUGGAAACUUUAGUCAAAUGGACACAGCACCCACCUGACAAUGAGAUUGCUGUUGGAGGGGAAGGCAUCAAUGUUCAGACAGGAUCAGACAGAGUUGCUGUCAAUGGAACCACAGAUCCUGAAAAAUUAAAUACAUUUCUCAAUAAAGUUGGACAGUUUUUAUUUACUAUUUUGGAUGAAGAGUCCAAAAGUUCAUCAGAUGAAGAAAAGAUGAAAGAAAACAAAUCUAAAAUUAGUUUCAGUGAAAAAGUCUUUCAACUUGGUGCGAGUUUCUUGAAAGGUCACAGUGUUGUUGCCUUAUCCUUCUGUCAAUCUGAACCAAAUUUUCUACUUUCAAUUCAUGGUCCACAUUAUGACUUUGAUCAGGUGAAUAUGGAUAAAACUGGAGAAACAUCUUCAGUUUCUACACAACAAUCAUCAACACAAUCAAUGUCUUUUAUUUGUGUCUGGAAUAUUUCUCAACCUACUUACCCCUACAGGAUAUGUGGCAGUGAUAUGAAGAUAACUACAGCUUGUUUCAGUCCUACAAGAGCUGCUCUAGUUUUUGCUGGCAUGUCUGAUGGUUCUGUGGCAUUAUGGGACUUAAGAGAAACUGGUUCACAUCAUAGAAACCUGACAAUAGAAGACCAAGAGCAUCUGGUUCGAUUCCCAACAUACAUUACUGCAAGAGUUCUGGAGUAUGAAAACCAUACUAGUCCUGUUGUCAAAAUUGUUCCUGUAGAUUCACAUUUAAUAGGGUCACAGAAAGGUGAAAUUAUAACAGCAUCCAAAUCAGGUUUGUCCUUUCAGUUGGCAUCAAUUGAUGAAAAUGCAGUUCUUAAUCUAUGGGUGGUGGCUGAAGUCUCUGUUCCUGAUGCUGCUGGUUCUGAAAGUGACCUUGGCUUGGCGCCUGCUGGAAAAAUCAAACUUCUUAGAAGUUCAACCCUAACAAUCACAAAUCCCAAUAAACUAGUUUCCAGGUCUCAGGAAUUAAAAGCACUUGACCUACAUUUGAAUCCAGCAGACCUCAAACAUUUUUAUGUGGCCACAGAUGCAGGUUGUGUUGUUCAUGGUGUCAGAUUUGGUAACAGAGCGUACCCACAGUACUAUUCAUCUAUUGUUGAUUCACCUGUUCCUAUUGUUUCGAUAGAUUUUUCUCCAUUUGGACAACCGUACUUUUUGGCUGCCUAUCAAGAAGGAACUCUACAUUUGUUUCACACUCAAAUAGAUAAACCCAUUGCAACAUGGCGAGACUUUAAAUCAGGAGAAACACUUCUAACAGUUCGCUGGUCACACAGUCGACCAAGUGUGUUUUUUGUGUUAGAUAGCAGUUCAGCAGUUUUUACAUUUGACCUAGUAGAAAAUGGUCUGGCUCCUGUGAAAAUGGACAGGAUCUCAUUGUCAAAAAUAAAAUGCUUGGAAGUUGGAGGUGAUCCAAACUUAAUUACAUCUGGAUUGUCUCGACCUGCACACAUAGUUUGUGCUGCUGACACUGGAGAAAUUCAAGUUUUUACACUUAGCAAAGAAAUGCGUCAUCAACAAGAUUUGGAGGAGGAGUUUAUGUCAUGUUAUGUCGAUAGAUUCUAACUGCAUAAAUCUAAACUUUCUUUGGAGACCCUCAGUCUGAUUGCUGCACCUAUACAAAAUGUAGACUGAUUGCUGCAUCUACACAAAAUGUACACUAGAUGUAUUUCAUUGUUACUUAAUGGAAUAUCUGCCAUACGAAUCUGCUCAUGAUUGUAUUGUUCAAAUAGACACUUCAACAUUCACUCAUUUACCUGGUGGGAAAGAUAUUGUAUAAAAUCUACAAACAAUAUAAAUUUAAAUGUUUUCAAUUUACAUGUGAAUUCAAAAUAAAUUGCUGUCUGUUUGACUAACUAAUUUUACUUAGUAAAACAAAAAUACAUUUCUGUGGUACUGAAAGUAACUUUGUGACCAAAAUCUGUGAUAUAUUAUAAUAAACAUUAUUAUAUUAUAAUAAACAUUACAAAGUAAUGUUGCUUUUCCGUCCGUUAUGGUGAAUUUUGUUUUUACAUAUUUAUUUUAAAAUAUAAUAAUUUCAAACUAAAAAGAUUUUACACGUUUUUUAUUGCAUUGUUAUGUUAUUUACUUAUUUUAAAUUUUAAUGUUAUAAAUUUAAAAAAAAAGGAGUUAACUAUUUAUAUAAUGUAUGCACUGAAAAAUGUUCUCCCCUUUUCCAAAAUUGUUUUUAUUACUUCCCUUUCUUACUCUACAAAUUUUUUUUUUACUUGUCCAUGUUGAAAACGUUUAAACAUUAGUGCAUAUUUAUUGCUCUCCCCUUAUAAAAAAAAAUGAAACAAAAAUUUAGCAAAACCAAGUUGUAACUCCGAUGUUUUCGUUUAAAUAAAUUAUUUCUAGAACUCAACUGUGCAAACUGUUUAGUCUUUUCAAAUUGUACAUAUGAAUGAUGCAAUAAAUUUUGUUUAUAUA